Molecule: messenger RNA, 2459 nt
Organism: Mercenaria mercenaria
Lineage: Eukaryota; Metazoa; Mollusca; Bivalvia; Venerida; Veneridae
Product: glycine receptor subunit alpha-2-like
Exons: 9
Coding region: 305-1615 (436 amino acids)
Biological process (GO): nervous system process; signal transduction; chemical synaptic transmission
Cellular component (GO): membrane; synapse; neuron projection
Molecular function (GO): neurotransmitter receptor activity; chloride channel activity; transmembrane signaling receptor activity
Source: RefSeq, a predicted model, not a curated record
GUUAAGACCAGAGAAUAUUGUCUUCAAUCAAAUGUACAACGGCGACAGACACUUGUCUAAACAUUAUCUAACCAUUGACUUUCAAAACAUAUUACCAGUAUGUGUCAGGAGCUCUUACUGUUGUCUUGGAUUUUAUGAAUGAAAUUAAUACGGUUGCAAAAUAUGAAAUGAAUUCAGUGACAUGUAACAGGAAUACUAAAUGUAGAAGUUGUUCUACUAAUGAGUGGCAAUUAAACCGGGAACUCUUUAGUAGUUAAAUUUGCUACAAACAAUAAACAAGUAACAGAAAUAGUGACGAAUACUGAUGCAUCACGGAAUGAUUGUAAUACCGGUAUUUGUGCUGCUGCUAAUUCGCGGCAUUGCUGGAGGUACAGAUGACGCAAACAUGGCAACAGUUUUACGUGAGAUGUUCGAUGGCUAUGAUAAAACUCUACCUCCAAAAUAUGAUCGAGUUGGUUUUGACAAACAAGUCACUGUGAAAAUUAACAUUUUUGUCCAUUCUAUGUUUUCCCUCAGCGAGGCAAAAAUGGAGUAUUCAAUGAGUAUGUUUAUGAGAGAGCGCUGGGUAGACGAACGUUUGAAGUACAAUAACACUGUAAACAUUUCUCGAGUGGAACUGGACAAGUUUUAUUUUGAAAGUGUCUGGAUGCCAGACAUGUACAUUCUUAGUGAGAAGGAAUCUAGUUACCAUGAAGUGACUGUACCCAACAAGAUGUUACAUAUUUACCCCGACGGUACUGUACAGUACAGUGCAAAAGUGACGGGGAUAUUUUCAUGUUUGAUGUUUCUGGAGAUGUAUCCGUUUGAUACACAAACAUGCGCUCUUGAACUAGAAAGUUAUGGUCACAGUACUGAAACUAUGAAAUUUGUUUGGAACGAAAAUGCAAUAACGGCGUCUCCGGACAUAAAAUUUCCACAGUUUGAAGUAAAAAAUUACAGCCAUUACAAUUGUGAUAGAGACUAUUACGGAAUCUUUUACCCUUGUAUUGGAGUGUCGUUCAUCUUGGAAAGACAAUAUACGUAUCAUAUAAUUCAAAUUUAUAUACCGAGCAUCUUGACAGUAAUAUUGUCUUGGGUCAAUUUCUGGUUAGAUUGUACUGCUGUACCAGCCAGAAUCACACUUGGCCUACUUACAGUUCUUACCAUGACAACGCAGAGUUCUGCAGCCAGAGCAAAUUUGCCUCAAGUGUCCUAUAUAAAGGCCAUAGAUUAUUACAUGGCAGUAUGUCUGACUUUCGUAUUUCUUGGUCUUUUGGAGUUUGCCUUCGUUAAUGUAUUGACAAGAGCGGACAGCAAGCAGGACAAAAAUCAAACGAACCGUGAAGAGAUGCAGUCGAAUAAUUCAACACAUCAAUGUAAAUGCGAAAUAAAAAGCGUGAGCUCAACUUUCCAACCAUAUGAAAAGCCAACUCCUGGUAAUUUGGACACAAAGCGAUCAACAAAAUCCGGAUUCAUUCCAUUCUUGACGUCUGUGUCUAAACGCGGGAGUAUCGGUCCAAGAACUGUCGAUAAGUUUUCCAGAGUUGUCUUUCCUUUGUCCUUUAUGUUGUUCAAUUUAUUUUACUGGUCAUACUAUUUCCUUGUCGAACACAAUUUACCAGGGAGUCACUCUUAGAGACAUGAAAUGUCAAGGUUAAAAUAAUGUUAUGUAUGUCAUUUUUUAAAUUUAUAUCAAAUUUUAUGCAGUGAAUGUAUAUAAUGCUUGAAUGCUGUUACACAAAAUACAGCCGCUGUAAAAGUUGUGAACGUACUGUUUGAAAUUAAAACUGUAAACAAAAUGUUACCACUUGUUAUGCAAUAAUUAUCAAUGUGUAAUUUGUAAUCGCAGAGUGUAAAAGUAAAAAUGGAAAGUGGUAAAUAGAGGAUAUUACUUGAGGUUUUUUUUUUUCAUACGAGUUGAAUAAAAUAAUAAAAGCGAGGCUUUGUUGAACAUUUUAUCACUCGGAAUAGAAAUUCAAUGCAGAAUGACUCAAAUGUAAUGUUAUCUUUAUCACGUGUUACCUGUUCCUCCUGAAAUAUCGACAUAGUCAUUAUAUUCUUACUUUAUCUAUGAUAGACAAAGUUAAUUCAUCCAACGUCUCCAAUACUUUUGAAGACAUCAACGUCAAUAUGUUAAUUUUAAUGUAAUAUCAAGUUUGUGUAAUGGCUGAAUAUUGUUUAACCACGCAUUAUUUAUGGUGCUUCUGCUUUUUACAGUUUCUGUGAAAUGCAGGCUCCAUAACCUUGACCAAUUAGGUGACUCCUUGAUUGUUCCAUCUAUACAACUAUUAUAUAUUUAAUUUUGAAGACAGAGCUACAUUAUACAUAUUUGUAUUCAUGUGUGACUUCAUGUAAAUAUUGUAUGCUACUUGCAAGUUUAAAAGUGACUUAUAGGCCCAUUGGGCCGGGAGUGUUUUGUAUGUAUUUGUAUGACCUAAUUUUGUUAAUCUGUUUACACUUGUCACUAUAAUAAAUAAUUU